GGCUAUGUCCGACAUAGGGUCUUCGACCCCAAAGGACAAUAACAUUGAUUUAAAAAAAAAAAAACAAUAAGGUCGUUCUGGUGGCCAUGCUAUCGACUUUUGUAACUCUGAUUGCGGGAUCUAUCGCUGCCCUCUUUUCUGCCACCGCGACUGCGCGAUUCGAGACCAGCUCGAUUUCGGGCAUCACAGGUUGCUAUCAGUCCUCGGGAAGCAUGAGGCUUUUUGUGCCUUAUCUUCUUUUGUUUGCAUUAGAACUGAUGCUUAUCUCCCUCACGCUCACAUGCGCGAUACAAAAGUGGCGUACAACUGACAACAGUUUGUAUGAUGUUAUAUUGAAACACAAUACAUUAUAUUACGCAUGUGGUUUGGUCUUCUCGAUGGCGAAUGUUCUGACAUCGCUGCUCCUUGACUACGCGUAUAGCGGCAUGUUCCAAGAUUUCCAAAUCAUCGUUCACGCCAUACUCGCCACUCGGAUGCACCUCUAUUUGUGGCAUGUCAACCGCAAGAGCAAUCCUAGUAUAUUCACUUCAAUUACUCUCUCUGACCUGACACCUACGACCUAUACUGAGUCCUCCUGACUAGAUCAGCUUUCAUUCCUUGAGAGUGGGUUGGAAAGAAGGAACGAUCGCAAUUGACUAGUCCAGCAAUUUUGGACGACGAGAUUGAAUGAUCACAUGUCAUUAGUAGCAUUGAAGUCUCGUUCAUCAGGAUCGACAACAGACCGUGCUAUAAAUUAUUUCUAGAUUGUAAAUUUACUAUGUAUCAUGUGGAAUCAAUGUGGAAUGCUCCUUAACUCGGC
Suillus bovinus is the source of this 799-nucleotide messenger RNA. RefSeq lists its product as uncharacterized. NCBI's taxonomy places the organism in Eukaryota, Fungi, Basidiomycota, Agaricomycetes, Boletales, Suillaceae. The coding region runs from base 87 to 578 and encodes 163 amino acids. The transcript has 7 exons. The record is from RefSeq and is a predicted model, not a curated record.